AUGACUGAAGAGAAUAGCCUUGAAAUUGAUGAAUUAAAUCAAAGCGAUGAACAAGCAAUUUUGGAAACUCCAUUAAAAGAUGAUGAGGGAGAAAUAGUCCCCAGUGAUAAUGAAGCUUUAACUAAAGCUACAAUAUGUGGAAAUAAUGAAGAUAAUGUAGAAAAUAUUUCUGAAGAAAGUAAAAGUCGAAAACGAAAAUUUGAGGAAGAGGAGGAAGGGGGAGGUGAGGAGGAGGAAGAAGAGCAUGAAGAGCAACAACAACAGCAAGCUGAUACUACGACUAAUGAUAAUGCUGUUGUUGUUGAAGAACCUAAAACAAAGAAGGCAGCAUUGGAAAGGCUAAGGAAUAUGAAAUUUGCCGUGAAGGAUCCAUUCAAAGAUAACCCUCCUAAAGAACGACCAACAUUUAUUCGGUCUACCAAGCAUUCAAGAAAAUCCUCAACAACUUUAAAUGAAGAUGAGUCAUCCAAAACAUCAACUCGUAGAAACAGCAGAAAUGAAGAUACGUCAUCCUAUCGUUCUCGUCGACAUCGCCGUUCGCGUUCUAGAAAUAAUGAUCGUCAUAAUAACAAUAGAGGAGAAUCUUCUUCAAUGGACAAAGUAAUUGAAUCUCGACAUCAACGUUCUACAAUGUAUUUUCUUCAAAAAGAUCAACAACAAAAAUCAAAAUUUAAUUCACAACAAAAACAACAACAACAAAUGACUCGUUCUCUACCAUCUAAACCAAUCCAAGAAAGAAUUGAGGCACUUUUAGCUAGACCCGAUUAUGAAGUUUUGACAAUGCCUGUAAAUGAUUUGAGAGCUUUAAUAUUGCAAGGAGUUGAAUUAUAUAGAGAACAAAACCAUUUUUUGAAUGCAAAGAAGGGAAUGUUGAGUGAAUUAGACAAAAUAAUCUCUCGUGAAAGAGAAGAAAUUGAUCGUCUUUCAAAAGAAGCACCACCACCAUCCUAUCGUCCUCCAGAGCUCCCUCAACAACAACAAAUUAUUGAACAGAAACAGCAACAACAAACAAAUUUAGAGCUUCAACAGCAACAACAAAAGGUUCUUGACUUUUCUGUACCUCCACCAAAUAUUAUUGGAGGAACAACAGCUACAACUAUGUCUGGUGGAUUAAUAGCUGGCGGUGUAAGUGCUGGAUUAAUAAAAACCGAAUUCUCAACUCCACCACCAAAUUUUUCUCUAAACAAUAUUCAACAACAACAACCCCCGCCAUUAUCAUCAUCUUCAAUUUCUUCUUCUUUAUUAAGUAAUUCACAAACAACAAUAUUUUCCUCACCAUCUUCCCAACAACAACAAACAACAUCAACAACAAAUUCAUUUUCACAUUUUAGCCAAACACAAUCUUUGCUAUAUUCUUCACCUUCAAAAUUAUUACACCAACAACAAAAUAUUUCAAUUUCAAAUUCAAUUGCCAACUCCAUUGUUAAUCCAAUAAUUAAUACGGAGCAGAUUAAAACGUCCAAUUCACUUCCUGACACAUCAAUUCCGCCUCCAAAUUUAUUGGUAGAAGUUUCAAGGCCUUCUUCAAAUCCAGAUUUGUCUAUAAAUCGGCUUUCACAAAUUGCUCCUCCACCAUCAACUUUAGCUUCAUUUUUUUCUGUUCCGCCACCACAAAUUAUAAAGCAACAACCAGAACUACAACAACAACCAACACCUAUUGCUUCUACUACAACAACAACAUCAACUGUUAUUCCAUCUUUGCUAAGUUUAAUACCUCCACCACAAAUCAUGAUUAAUUCUUCUAAUGUUGUCUCUUGUACUACUUCCAGUCCGUUAAAACAUUUGGAACAACAACAGCAACAAUCAACAAUUGUUACUUCUACAUGUAUUCCUUCUUUGCUUAGUUUGCCUCCUCCACAAUUAAUGAUUACUUCUGGAAAUGCUGCUGUUGUCUCUUCUACAUCAACACCACCACGUCAACACCAACAACAACAAGAUCUUCAGCAGAAUAAACAAGAUUAA
Molecule: messenger RNA, 1962 nt
Organism: Meloidogyne enterolobii
Lineage: Eukaryota; Metazoa; Nematoda; Chromadorea; Rhabditida; Meloidogynidae
Source: the annotation of a GenBank genome assembly